Schistosoma haematobium is the source of this 2005-nucleotide messenger RNA. RefSeq lists its product as uncharacterized. Gene Ontology annotation, biological process: transmembrane transport. Bases 1 to 1758 code for a protein of 585 amino acids. Gene Ontology annotation, molecular function: transmembrane transporter activity. The transcript is spliced from 3 exons. The record is from RefSeq and is a predicted model, not a curated record. Lineage: Eukaryota; Metazoa; Platyhelminthes; Trematoda; Strigeidida; Schistosomatidae.
AUGGAGUCGGAGAACGCUACCAAACGUUCUGGAGUUCAGACUGUUCUGGACCAACUAGGGUUUGGCUGGUAUCAGGUUCGUGUCAUCAUAAUUAUUGGUAUGGCUCAAGCUACUGACACUAUGGAAACGUUAAUUCAAGCAAUUCUUGGACCAACAUUACGCUGUGAAUGGAAUAUGAGUUCGGAUUAUGUUGCACUUCUUACUACCCUUGUGUUUUUGGGUAUAUGUAUUGGUUCCCCACCUAUUGGUUAUCUCUCAGAUAGGCUUGGACGGAAAGAUCUUAAUAUUCUAUGUUGUCUUGCUCUAAUCUACAUGACGUGGUUGUGUGCUAUUUCGCCUACUUACAUAUGGCUUGCAGUUUUACGUUUCAUCUCAGGCUUGUACAUUGGUGGUCUGCUAACUGCUGGUUGCUCGAUGAUAUCAGAAGUACUACCAGAAAGCUACCAACCUACUGGUCAACUGCUUGUUUGCUUUUUUGAUUCAUUCAUUGCUCUAUAUGUAACCGGUGUUGGCCUUGGUUGUUCGACAUCAAAACUUAGUUGGAGGUUUUUUGUACUUUUCACAACAGCACCUCUUAUAUUGUGUGCACUUGGUCUGACCUACUGUAUUCAAGAGUCACCUAUCAUUUUAGCUCAAUGGGGAAAUUAUGAAGAAUCAGCUAAAGUCUUAGACAAAAUAGCAAAAUGUAAUGACCGUAUUCCUAAUAUUAUAGAUAAGGAAAAUACAUAUUCAUCAAAACCUUAUAGUUUCUCCAAUUAUCUAUCAAUUAUUGACGAAAAACAGAAUUCACAUACAACUCCUACAUUUAAAAAUAUUAUGAAAUUUAUUUACAAUAAUUAUGCGAUUGCAACUCCUUUAUUAAUCGCUAUUAAUUUUAUCUGGGGAAUGAUUAUAUAUGGUGCUACUACACUUCUUCCAGUUGAGCUACCAUCAUUACCAAGAACAUGUUUACAGUCUAUUUAUAAAGGUUUGACAGAAGUCUCACAUGAAACUUAUGAAAAUUCUGGUAUACACAAUGAAGAUUGUUGUCUUCCAUUGUUAAAAGAAGGUUAUAUCUCUUUAAUGUCAUCUAUGAUAGGAAGUGUACUCAGUUUUCCAAUAGCAUUAACUUUAAUUACAAUUAUUGGACGAAAAUGGACAAUUAACACUUGUUUCUUUUUAACAGCUUUUCUAAUAUUUAUUGAAGCUUUCUGCAUGCCGUCAAAUCUACUACGCUUCUUCUUUUUCGCAACACGAGCUGUAGCAUCCGCCGGUAAUAAUGCGACUGCAAUUUAUAUAACAGGUUUAUAUGUACCACGUAUAAGAAGUUUUGUGUUUGGUGUUAUGUCAACGUGUUUUCGUAUUGGUGUAUUAACAUCACCUUAUCUAGGACAAGUAUUUUUACAACGAGUAUCUGCGUUAGGUGCAGUAUUGAUAUUUUCAGCUAUGGCACUUAUCGGAUUUGCAUUUAGUAUAUUUUUACCACAUGCUGGUGAUAAAUAUUUUACUUCGACAAGUAUAAGUAAAGGUGUAUUUCGUAAAAUUUUUAAAGCUAGAAAAUUGAUGAAAACUAAACAGAAUGAUGAUGGAAUGAAAUCUGUAACAAAUCCAGCUUACAAAGACGAUGAGAAAACAAUACGAACAAUAGUUGAAGAGGUUAAACGAAGGGAUAAUAAUACACCAGUUCAACAGAAUUUAAAUUCAACUAGCGUUGAAGAGGUUAACAUUGUACCAAAUGAAUUAGUAGUAGUAGCAUUAACUCCAUGUAAUCCAGUCUAAUAACUAACACUGUUAUACUAUGUAUGCAUUUAUUGACUGAUUUUUAUAUAUAUAUAUAUAUAUAUAUAUAUAUAUAUAUAUAUAUAUAUAUAUACAUCAAUUCAGAACUGAAGCAUUUCUUAAUGUACUGCCGCCUUUUAUCUUUUGUUUCUUUUUGUACACAAUUUUAUUAUUAUUAUUACUAGCUCGAUGUACACCGUCAUGGUUACUUCAAUAUAUUAAUUUUGAGCAUUGUAUUCUAUUAUGA